CUAUCUGAUACUACCAUGACCAGUCAGGAAACUGAGAGACAUGUUGGACAGCUAAUUGAUACAAUUCCCAUGUGAAUUGAUGCAAUAGACUAUUACUCGCCUCAGUAUUUGAUUCCCUCAAUUUGUAUAUAUUGCCUAUCUCGUUCAGGCUCCUCGGAGUUCCGAAGGGUCACCUCUACGUCCAAAUGAAUCUAACAGUUGGAUUCGUAAUUUGAGACGACGCCAGCUGCCUAGUCAACAUAUUGCCAGUCGUCUUUGAUGUCGAAAGCUAUUUUCUUGUCAUAAGAAUGAGCAGAUUGUCAAAGAACAUCAGAGGGAAAUGGCGCGACAACAACUAGAUCAUUCAAACAUCGGAAUAGAAAUUCGAUAUAACGACCACUCACAGUUGACACUGGAACGUCUACAUGAGCACUCAAGACUCGAUCAUUAAUCAGCGGAGUACAGCUGCAGGGACCUCUUCAAUGAAAUGCCAAUGCCAACUACCUAACUAACCACCUUUCUAUCGAUCAUCGCCAUGUGGGCAUGGGUUUCAAGGUCCAUUAUCAACGGCGUGGCCGAUGAGGGGACAAAAAACUAACUAACACGGGGCGAAAUGGCCCUCCAACCUGAAACUGAAGACUGACUCGCAUGGCGGUCAACCGAAGGCCAGGUUCGUUCUGAACGCCUUUCACUUGAAAGGGCAUACUAUUGGCGUAACUAUUGGCAAAAGGUUAAGUUGUCACACCCAAACUGAAGCUCUUUCAGAAGAGUCAUCACGAAACCAUAUUUGCAACACUGCAAUGUUUGGGAUACUCACCUAUUGAAUCUUUGGCCAGGGAUCACACGGUCUGUAGUGCACUAUUCCGGAGCUGUCGUUUCAUCUGAAGCACACAGCAAUUGCGGUACAACGCUACCCCAGUUUUUGCUCCAAUUUGCUUCGCCAGACGCCGCCAAACGGCGCUGCACGAUCUUUAAAGAGGCUUUAAAACCGUUGAUUUAGGAGUUAUGCGAUGUAGCGAGGCUUGUUGAAGCCGCUUGUUUGCUAUGUCGUGCAUUAGUCCAACAGGACACGGGGUAAAGAGGUGUCAAUGCAUACACCACAAGUUUCACUUGCUUACGGGAUCGAGGAGUCACAGAGAGAGGAACCGAUGUAAAUAGCAUUGCAGCUAAUCCUCCCGCGCCCCAUGUAAGACCAUAUCCGCUAUUUUGGGACUAUCCUCAAUGCUAGAUGUGCCUUACCCAUGUUGGAUGCACAGGGGCUUCAUAUCAAAACCUGGAUGCAAGAGCGUACAGGGCCAGUAACUAGUCUUGUUACAGCUGCAUGCGGUCCUCAUGCCCGUCCAACUUGGAUGAAGCCCCUUGUCUAAGUAGAUCUGGGGGUAUAUAUACGGAGUACUAUAUGAUAGUUAGGGUAACCCAUGUCUUGCAAUAUUUGAGCAUCCUGUCAUUCCCCUGUUUUUGUUCACUGCUUCAGCAUCACCAACCCUAAUGCUACUGGACGGGUAUGAAGCUCACAUCUUGGGCGAUCUGCUCUGUAGCACUCGCUGCUGGAGUGUUUGGCGCUGACAGACCUGAACUCUUCAAGAAUCUGCCUCGUUGUACUAUCUCAUGUCUCGAAAAGUACAACAACUCGGAUUUGGAAGCCGUUGAUAUAUGCAACAACGAAGAUGUUAAGCGGGAGCUAGAUAACUGCUUCGCAGACAAGUGCCGUGAUUUCGAAAGAUUCGAUAUCGCAAAGAUCUAUGCCAAUGCGUGUGACAGCAAGCAAAAAGACAACCGGAAUAACCACUAUGUUCUAUUAGUUGUAGAGAUACCAGCAUGGAUCUUUCCUUGGCUUAGGCUGUAUUUGAGUUGGAUUACGUAUGAGAGUCUUUCUCUGGAUGACUAUGUAAUGGUAGUUUGUGGAUUAUUAUACACUGUCUUUGCAACUCUGGUACACUUUGCCCACUCUGUGACAGGCGAUACAAUCUUAUGGAAUGCGGUUCCGGAACACAUUACAGACGGAUUAAAGCUUGUUUUCAUGGCCGACAUCUUUGAGCUUGCCUGCUCGUGUCUACUUAGAGUCGCGAUCCUUCUCGUAUGCCUACGCUCAUCAUUUUCUGGCAGAGGCAUAGCGGCCACAGCCGCGACCCUUGUACUCACCAUCCUCUCUUCGAUUGCUCUGGCCCUAUUGAGAGUAUUUCGAUGCUCACCAAUUGCUUUCGCCUGGGAAGGUUGGGAACCAAAUGGAAGAGAUGAGGUCACAGGAGCCUGCUUGGCUCAGGACUCACUUGCAUACACGGCUUCUUCGAUCGACAUGUUCCUAAACCUGGUGCUCCUUGCUAUGCUUUCUCACCUGAUCUUCAGCCGAGCUGCAAGUAACACAACAUCUUGGUUGCAAAACGCCACCGCAGUUAUGUUGGGAGCAUUCGGUCUGGCUGUGUCUUGCUUUCGACUGUACCUUUUAAUCGAUUUCUUCAAGACAAUGCAGCCAGUUUGGAAAUAUCACGAACGAAUCGUUUGGAUGGACGUUGAAAUUUCGGUCUUGAUUAUGUGGGCAUGUCUGCCUACGUGGCAGUGCUUCACAGACUCAGUGCCUCCGAGGGAUGUCGAGGAGGUCAGCCGCCUGCCACAGAUAAUAGAAGAGACCAUCAUGCCGGAGACACCAUCAACCGAUACGAAGAUCCCGAGGCCGAGAUUAUGUCAGAGGGGAGUGUUAGGGAUCUUGUCAAGGGGACGGCCGAAGAAACUAGUCGAGUCGAACUUACAUCUGGGAGACAAAACCUAUGGAAACGUCAGAACAGAAAUCCAAGGAGGUCAGAGAUUUUCUAUGAUCUCCCAAUUGACGGGUAUGAUUGGUAUCCAGGUCCGGACGCGGACGAUUAGGCAUGUGCACGACAGUGGAUGGGACGCGGAGAAGGGAUCAGCAAGAGAGAAUAUAGAGGCUGCCUAAUGAUUAAUGAACUCGGAAAUACAUAAUGAAAUAGUCCUUCUCCGUCAAA
This is a messenger RNA of Fusarium verticillioides 7600, 2960 nucleotides long. RefSeq lists its product as hypothetical. The transcript has 7 exons. Lineage: Eukaryota; Fungi; Ascomycota; Sordariomycetes; Hypocreales; Nectriaceae. The record is from RefSeq and is a predicted model, not a curated record. Bases 1484 to 2911 code for a protein of 475 amino acids.